AUGCAAGACGCACAACAACACUUCGAGACAGCGGCCGACAAGGAUGGAAUCAAAAGCAUUGUCGAGUACGUCGACAAGAGCGGCGUGACCUACAAGAUCACCAAAAAGGUGAAAGAAGUUGUGACGACAAAGUGGACGAACGAGGCUAUCCAAGCCCGCAAGUCCUUGGACAAGUUUGGCAAGGCAGCCACUAACUCUGAGGCGGACGAAAAGACGUUGUGCAUGAGAAGCGUGGAAGAAAUUCCAGUGGAGUCAGCCAAAAAGAUCCAUGUGGAUUUGUCCCAAAAGGAUGAUGCAGAAGAGAAGUUCUUCGAGGAGAGCUUGACCAUUACGGAGAGCUUGCUGAAGGAGAAGAAGGUAUGGACGGACCUCAACAAGGAGAUGAAGGACCAGGUAGGCGUUGGGGAGGAGGACAAGAAAGACACAACUGAAGCAUCGGCAACUCUGGCGUCUGGCGCACCUGGAAAGUACGUGCCGCCCAGUCUCCGUGGAGCGCAGGGUGAUGGUGGCAAAGGCAAGGGCAAGGGCAAGGGAGGGGACUACUCGGGACAGCAGGAUGCCACUCUUCGAGUUUUCAAUUUGUCCGAUGAUGUCAAAGAGGGAGACUUGCAAGACUUGUUUGGUCAGUGCGGCCGCCUGCAGCGGGUCUUCUUGGCCAAAGACAUGACGACGUAUCAGUCGAAAGGCUUUGCGUUCAUUACCUACUACAACCGUGAAGAUGCUCAAAGGGCCAUCGAUCGAUUGAACGGCCAUGGCUACGACAACUUGAUCAUGAAAGUGGAGUGGGCCAAGCCACGAGCCUGA
Molecule: messenger RNA, 804 nt
Organism: Symbiodinium natans
Lineage: Eukaryota; Dinophyceae; Suessiales; Symbiodiniaceae
Source: the annotation of a GenBank genome assembly